AUGGCUCCCCGCAAGCCAACCGCAACUGCAAAGCCAGCGAAGAAGGGCAUCGCCAGCCAAAGCAAAAAUGUCGUCAAGAGGCCUGUCCGUGGCUACCACAAGUACAAGAAUGGGCUGCUAAAUGUCACACCCAAGGGUGAUGAGAAAGACCUUUUCAAGAAUAACCAGCACUCGCCGCUGCUUCGCCUACCCCCUGAAAUCCGUAACCGUAUCUGGGAGUAUACUCUUGGAAAUAUCGUGUUCAGGGUACGCGGUAAACGGUCCGGCCGGAAGUAUUCGAUGGAUUUUGUACCUCCGUCCAAUGAGCCCAGCAUCGGCGUGUCUCUUCUUCGCACUUGCUGCCAGAUAUACUCUGAAGCUGCAUCCAUGCCCAUCCGCCUCAACACCUUCGCCUUCUUGUCUACCUGGGCAGUAAAAAAGGUCACGAAGCAGCUCAAACCGUACCAACGCAAGCAGAUCAACACUAUUCGGCUCGAAGCUUACUCACCUGACGAUCACAAGCUUACUCAUCUCUGGCAGAUGUCUUCAAGCAUCAGCAUCUACCCUGCUGUGAAGACGUUUCAGUUCAUCGUGCACGGCGGGGCUGGCCAGGAGAAAUCCAUUACUCUAAAAGACAUCGAGACCCAGUUUCGCGAGGAUCACGCAACAUUAUUGGACGAUGCUGGCAUUGGCUUGAUCGUGGAGGAAGGAGAUGGAUUAAUGCCAGACUCUUGGUUCUCGGUUCUUGGUUGAAAUUGGUUAGCAUCUGACAAAAUCGGACGAUUGAGGAUAAUCUGAUGUCGUCCGCACG
Messenger RNA from Didymella exigua CBS 183.55, 790 nucleotides. RefSeq lists its product as uncharacterized. Bases 1 to 732 code for a protein of 243 amino acids. Lineage: Eukaryota; Fungi; Ascomycota; Dothideomycetes; Pleosporales; Didymellaceae. The record is from RefSeq and is a predicted model, not a curated record. The transcript has 3 exons.